AUGACCCUGCCACAGCCUGGUUCAGCAGAGAAGACGAUUCGUAAGAUUGAUAUUGCCCAGGUUUCUCUUAGUCUGCAGGACCGCUUGGGCCUGGCCAAACUGAAGUACCAACAUGGCCGGCUUCAAGGGUUGACUUCAACCCUUCCAGACACCAAGGCUCGUCCUGACCUUGAAAAGCCCUCCGAUUCCUCUUCCGACUUCUCUCGCAGCCGUUGUGAGACUCCGUUUACGUCGCCGCCCUUGCGAGCAUCGACCUAUUCCAAGGAACUGCCUCGAUCCGCCCGAAACAAGCAUGCCGUUACCUUCGAUUCUCUCGCCAUGGCGCCAAUGUUGACGGCAGGCCGCAAGCGUGUUCGGUCAGACUCCAACUCAGAACGUCCAGCAAAGAUGCCUCGAGUGUCAUGGAAGAGCUCCCACCGACUGCCCGAGUCUUCUCCAGGCCUAGGUAUCCGCCACACCUCACGACGGAGCCGAGUCCCCUUUAUGUCCGAGGCACCAAUUCCAGAAAUGUCCUCGCCAGGAUAUCACGGUCACUCUGAAGAAGAAAACGAUCCCGAUCUGCCCUUGCAUAGUUUCCAACAUGUGAGCUCCAUGGUGGGCUCUUCGCCCCCUCGCACUCCGCCCCCAAAGCACGCACGACUAGCACGAACGGAUAGACCUGGUGAAUUUGAAGAUGAUGGGGCGGGCUUGUUGCUCUACCUUGCGAAUUCGCCAACUCCGGCUCGUGUGGCAGGUGGCUCGCAUGCUCAUAUCUUCCCCCCGUCAACUCCGCCGAGUCAGCAUGCUGUCCUUGGAACCCCGGGUCAGCAAUUCAACUUUGCGGACUUCGUGAACGUGACACCCAGUCCUGCACAGCCAGUAUGGGGUAGUCGAACUCCUGGCAACCUUUCUCGCACCCCUCUUGCCACCAAAGAUGCUCGAAAACGGUUGAAUUUUGACGCUCUCGUACCUCCAAGCGGCUCGCCUCGAAUGCCCACCAAAGAAGGUGCAGGUGGAUUAGCUCUCCAACUUGGAGGCGAGCUACGUCCCUAA
Molecule: messenger RNA, 1032 nt
Organism: Penicillium pulvis
Lineage: Eukaryota; Fungi; Ascomycota; Eurotiomycetes; Eurotiales; Aspergillaceae
Exons: 2
Coding region: 1-1032 (343 amino acids)
Source: RefSeq, a predicted model, not a curated record